Molecule: messenger RNA, 1055 nt
Organism: Lathyrus oleraceus (garden pea)
Lineage: Eukaryota; Viridiplantae; Streptophyta; Magnoliopsida; Fabales; Fabaceae
Exons: 1
Coding region: 386-937 (183 amino acids)
Source: RefSeq, a predicted model, not a curated record
CCUACGAUUUGGUAAGAAAUUAUGGCUUCUAAAAAAAAGAUUGAAAAGUGACUUUUUGAUUUUGGUUGUGCUUGGUCGUUGCACUACUACAAAGUUUCUUACCUAUAAAUAACUUCUAUGCCUUUCAAAAUAGCCAUAGAAGAUAUACACAAAGAGUAACUAGUCAGAAAGAAACUUAUUCAUCUAUGCAUCAAUAGUCAAAUCUUUAAUUGCCUAUAGGCUAUUGUAUAUUCACUAUAUUGUUAAUGUAUAUGCAUAUAUAAAUAACUAUACAAAAGUUCUAAGUUUUCAUUCUCAUCAGCAACCUUUCAGAGAAUUAUCCUACUCCAGCAUUUUCUUCGUUCAGAUUUUGUCGUUUCGAUUCGUUUUUUUAUAGAAACAAAAGAUGGGAGGGUGUUUUUCUUCGAGAUCAUCAUCCACGUCGAAGAAAAUUCGUUUGGUUCAUCUAAGUGGUUACGUAGAGGAUUUCGAGCAACCGAUUUCAAUUAACCAAGUAAUCCCUACUAGAAAUCCACCAACUCAUUUUGUUUGUACAUCUCUUCAACUUCUUUCGUCUUGUUCUAAACCAUUGAAAGGAGAUACACAACUUCAACCUGGAAAUGUUUACUUCAUGCUACCGUAUUCGAUUCUACAAGCUGAUGUUUCGCCUGUGGAUUUGGCUUCGCUGGCGAAAAGGCUCACUGCGAAGGCGAAGACUAGUAGGUGUGAAGGUAAAAAGUUAUUGAAAGGUGUUCCUUUGUCAAACCAAGAUGGUUUGAGCAGUAUUUGGAGUUCUCCGUCGAUGAGUCCCGGAAGAGUCGCGGGGGCUGAGCAAUUUGGUAUGGCGUAUGGAGGACGGAGCACGUGUAGAGGGCGGUUAUGGAGACCUCUGUUGGAUACUAUUAGAGAGAAGUCAUUCAAUAGGAGUAGUGAAUCAGAUUUGAAAGAAAAUCAAUGAAGUUUGCUUAAUGUUCUUGGAUUGAGGUAAUACAAGAGAGAAAGAAAGCAUGUUAGGUUGUUUGAUGAAUCUAUUGAUUGAAAGAAAAACAAAAACUGAGACAAAUUUCUUUUGAAUA